This is a messenger RNA of Gossypium raimondii (Peruvian cotton), 1378 nucleotides long. RefSeq names its product dehydration-responsive element-binding protein 2D. The record is from RefSeq and is a predicted model, not a curated record. The transcript has a single exon. Gene Ontology annotation, cellular component: nucleus. Gene Ontology annotation, molecular function: DNA-binding transcription factor activity; transcription cis-regulatory region binding. Lineage: Eukaryota; Viridiplantae; Streptophyta; Magnoliopsida; Malvales; Malvaceae. The coding region runs from base 264 to 1001 and encodes 245 amino acids. Gene Ontology annotation, biological process: positive regulation of DNA-templated transcription; response to stress.
CAUGAGCUUGUGUACAGACAAGAGCCUAGGCCAAGUGUGUCUAUGAGAAAUGGCAGUGAGAUUUGCUGUCGACACGAGCUAACAGGGUUUCCAUGCCAAACCCAUCUUAAGACACGUUUCGGGCAAGCUUAAUCACCCCCAUUGGAGCUCUUAUCUCCCCUUUUCUAUCAUAUAAAUACCAUUAACCCCAAUGUGCUUAUCAGUUAUCAAUCACUUUCUUUCUUCACCUUUUCCUUACUCCCCCCAGGUUCCCUGUUGGAACAAUGUCAACAUCAAUGACGGGUGGUGGCUUUGGAGAAAGAAAACAAGCGAGGAAGCCAGCACAAGCAAGCUCGAGAAAAGGGUGCAUGAGAGGAAAAGGUGGUCCAGAAAACGCUCUCUGCACUUACAAAGGUGUGAGGCAGAGAACUUGGGGUAAAUGGGUUGCUGAAAUUCGUGAACCGAAUCGUGGUGCUCGUCUUUGGCUUGGAACUUUCGACACUUCUCAUGAAGCAGCAAUGGCUUACGAUGCUGCCGCACGUAAACUCUAUGGCUCGGAUGCCAAGCUCAAUUUGCCUGAAUUAUGUGCCAACAACCCUCAGUCUCAACCUUCUUCAGCAGCUAAUCCUCAGAUGGCUCCGAUGGUGAAUUACCAACCCCAAAACGUGAGCAAUUCAGGUAUGAGUAUGAUCAGUUCAUCAUCAAAUAACCCAACUAUUAGGGUCAAUGACAUGACACCAAUACCAGUGUACAACAAUGACUCCUCAGUAAUGCCUUCUUUCCCCAACGAGAGCAUUGAUCUUCAAGGGAACGUGGAUGCAAAGUUUGGACAGAUUACUGAAGAUGGAAUCGAGGGGUUCUGGGAAAAUAUGAACGCCAACUUGCCUCUUUUAGACGACUCCAUUUGGGCUGAAACUGCUAUGUCUUUGGAAUUUCCAAUGAUGGGUGAUCCAGGCAGUUUCGCUAGCAACCUUAUGGAAGCAACUGGUUGGGACGCUUUGCAAUCGCCAUGGUGCAUGUAAAUUUUAAAGCUAAACUAAGCUAAGCUUAACUAGAUGCUGUUAAGAUAAAUGGUACGUCAAAGUCAUAAGAAUACUGUGCAUAAAUGUGUAUAUUAUAUAGAAUAUAUGAGUUUCCUACUGUCUACACUCUAUAUCCAUGAAAACUACAUAGGGUGUUUUCUGUGGUUUAUAACGUGGGUCGGAGUUUUUAAUUCUUAUUUUUAUUUUAUUUAUGUUUCUCUAAGUAUCAAUCACGUGCUGUUUCCAGGCCUAGCCAACCAGCUUCUAUGUUCAAGUAAAGGUUUUGUGAAAAGAACAAAUAUGUGUACAUGUAAAUUCGAAAACAGAAAAUCUUACGUUGUCCACCAAUAAUACGUAGUGUAAGUUUUUCGAAGCCA